GCCCGCCAAACGGCGGGAGCCGCCGCCAUUUCGGCACCGUCCCCCGGAGCCGUCGGGCCGCGGCGGCGCCGCUUUCCCCGCUCCUCGCCGCCGCCAUGAGCCGCCUCAGCGGCGGUUGGGACGGCGCCGGCGAGGAAGUCCAGCUCCUCCUGGACCUAUGCCUUCAGUGUUUGACAAAGAAUCUUUCCAGACAUGCUGCAGAUAUUAAAUCAUUGCCACCCAACAUAAAGGAUAAACUGAUUAAAUUAAUGAGUAGGCAAGGGCAAAUAACUGAUUCAAAUAUCAGUGAGGUAUUGCACCCUGGUGUAGAGUCUCUAGACCUCCGAGACUGCAAUAUUUCAGAUAAUGCACUGUUACAGCUUUAUAACUGCAAGCAACUGAAAAAAAUCAACUUAAAUUCUUGCAAAGAAACCAGACUGGGAAUCACUUCCGAAGGUGUCAUAGCACUGGCCUUAUCCUGUCCUUACUUGCGUGAAGCAUCUUUUAAAAGGUGCUGUGAUAUAACUGACAGUGGAGUUCUCGCUCUUGCGCUCAACUGCCAGUUCCUACAAAUUGUGAACUUGGGCAGCUGUUCAGGCAUCAUGGAUGCAUCUCUACAGGCACUAGGAGAAAACUGCAAAUUUCUUCACAGUGUGGACUUUUCAUCUACUCAGGUAACAGAUGAUGGCGUUGUAGCACUAGUGAGUGGAACAUGUUCAAAGAAUUUAAAGGAGAUCCACAUGGAGCGCUGUGUGAACCUGACUGAUGUUGCUGUGGAAGCAGUCCUUACUUGCUGUCCGAAGAUACACAUUUUUCUGUUCCAUGGUUGCCCACUGAUAACAGAUCGUUCCCGAGAUGUUUUAGAGCAGCUAGUCAUAUCAAACAAAAUCAAGCAAGUAACAUGGACUGUUUAUUGAUUAUUUAUUGUGUACGUAUGAGUGUAAAGUUUACAGAUGGGAGAGUUCUUUCAGAAGACAAGCACCUUGGAGAAAUAGCUGGUGACUUUUGUACCACCAGAUUGCUUCCCUCCUUGUUCCCACCAGAGGUCUCUGUCGCCAUUCCAGUCCUUGCCUGUGAGUCUGGGUUUCCCCACUGUCUCUACUUCAAGCCCUGUCUUUGCAUGGCUGAUCAUACUUCAUUAAGAGGAGUGUUAAACUGUAAUUAAUAUUACACUGUCAUCGCUCAGCCACCUUGAAGUAUUAGAUUUGGCUACUACUUAGCAUCUUUUAGCAUCUUAAAUACAUACACUAACCAAAUUUAAGUAAGUCUGUGUUCUGAGUUUGUAGCUUGAGAAGGUAGUUGCAACUAAAAGUACCAAGCCCAAACAUAGUAUUAACACUUAAGCAAAAGUUUCUGUAAAGUUGGGGAUUUAAUCUGACAAAAGUCAGCAGAUAGAACCGGUGAAUGGAGUGGCAUUAACAGCAAUGCGAAUGUAUUUUAAGUAGUAACAAAACAAUGUGUUUUCACCAUGUACUUCUGCUAGGUCUGGAAGAAAACUGUAGGUACCUUUCUGCUGAUGUUACUGAUGCUGCAGGUUUCUGGUUUUACUUACCAUCAAAUAUUUGUUGAAUUUUUAUACAUCCCAAACAACAGCCUGUGAACACGUAAACAUAAACUUGCUUUGAAAUCGGUGUGGUAACUUAAAAAAUUUCAGGAUGGUAGCAAUGACCGAUAAAAGAAUCUUGUAUAGGGAAAAAUUCUUAUUUGCUCUAGCUUUUGCCUCUGUUUCUGCAUGAAAAUCCUUUUAGGGAACAACAUUAGUCCUCAGAAGCACAGCUGUGAGUAAAAUAGGACCAAAUUUAGUGUCUGAGUACAUGAAUUUCAGGAUGAUAGAGUUCAGCAGAAUGUGUUGUGCUGUAUGCAGUUUAUUACAUGUCCAGUGGCCUCCAGAAGCUGAAAAUAGCUACCAUUUAUGUAUUGUUCAAUUGUAGUCAUGUUAAAGAAAAAGAAAAAUAAUUUAGAAGUAUAGAAUUAGUUUAUUACAUGAUGGAGCCGUGGCCUCAUCAUAAUUGUAAGUCAUGUUCAUUGGCUUUCUUGAAACAGCAUAACCUCUUGUGAUGGUUCUGUGAUUUCUACAUUAAACUUUUUAAAAUGCUAGCAGUUUUGUCAUUAUAUAGGGCAGGUGGCACACCGUGUUGAUACUCUGCAUCUGGAAGUAGCAGGGUUUAUCUGGGGUGGUCUUAAUGGAUCUGGUGACACUUAGAAACCCAUGAGUUUAGGCAACCAUAAGGAAUGUGUUUAUUUUACAAUUUAACACUUGUCAUAGCCACGUUCAUUUGAAGUGUUGCAGAAAUAAACCAGUCUUCUACUCAGCUGUUUAAAGUUCCAAGUCAGAUUGCAUGGAAGGUAAUAUAUGUUGCAUCCAGUAAUAUUAAGGGAUAUUACGAUGUCUAACAGUCAUGUCUGUUCUUCUGUGAUUGUAGGGUUUAUGGAAGAGCAAGUCCAUUUAGAAAUCUUGUUCAAGUGUAACUGAAAGCAUAGUUUUCAAACUCCUGUGCCUAAAUCCCUAAUUCUUGUUGCAUGCAGUACCAUGGCUCAGACCAGUGAUGAAGUGAUGAAUGUGUUCCUAUGAUACCUAUAGGUAUAGCUGCACCAGUACAAACCAUUCCUGCAAGCAGGAGAGGUUGGGUUUGCUACAUUAGCCACUAGCAUCUGAAGGCUGUAAUUGCAGCAAAUCCUUGGACCGGAUAGAGGCCCGAGAACCUAGUCUGCCAUGGUUUAUUCCCUUUUUUUUGCUAAACAGUUUAUUGUUUUGUUCUGUGGAAUCCCUGGUAUCAAUCAGGGCCCAUCAUUCCUUUGACGUUAUUGGCAGCGUAUCUUGGAUGCGAUUAGGCAGCAGCAAUGACACCUCAUUAAUUGUGUCAAGUAAGUAAAGCAUAAGGAUCAGGCUGCCAGCUCUGGUUUCAGGAAGGGUGCCACAAGAAGGUAGAAUUGUAAGUUACCCCAAGUGGGAAGGGGCCUCGGGAGGUUUCUGGUCUUAACUUCCUGCCCAAAAUGGGGUCAGCUGAGACCAGCUUAGUCAGGGCUUUUUCCAGCCAAGUCUUGAAAACUGAAGAUGACAACACCUUCACAACGUUUUGAGGCAACUUGUUCCACUGCUUGACUGUAUUAAUGGUAGAAAAACUUUUCCUCCUAUCCUGUUCGACCCUGUUUUGUUUCAGUUUAAACCGUUUCUCGCUGGAAGAGCCCAGCUGUCAUCCAUAUGUCCCUUGAAGCCUUCUCUGUUCCAGGCUGAACAAGCCCAGUUCCCUCAGUUUGUUAUUGUAAGACAUUUAACUAUAACUUAGUGUGGUGAUGGUCACCAGACUCUCAUCUGAAGUGCUACAUCCAGAAAGAAAAUUAUAAAUUAAGAUUAUACAAAGCAACUAAAGGUGGAAGACCACCAAAAUCUGUAACGGCAAAGGACGCUUAAAAAAAAUUAAUCUGUGGGACAGUGCUACUGCUAACCUUGCUGGCAAGGUUGUCCUUUUUCCUCUUGCUAAUGUAACCUUGGAUUUGUCAUGAAGGCAAAGGCAGCUUACACUGUGUCCUUAAAUGUGCAUGUGUAUUUACUGUCUUCUAUAGCCUCUUCUAAAUGUGUAACUUAGUGGUCUAUCCUUACCUUGUGCUUAAAACUCUGUGUAACGCUGCAAUGAAUUAAUAACGUAUUUUCAGGUUUGGAAGUUUACUGUAAGUCACAUUAAGUCCUUCACUGUCAGAGCUUGAGUCUUACUAGCGUAACUACUGGAAUAUUUUUUGAUUCAGGUUAGAUCGCAGUCAUUUUCAACAAAUGUUUACAAGCACUGGGUGAAGUGGGAGAAGAACAUCAUGUAUAUACUUAACUGCUUCAUAAUCUGUAUUGCUUGGAUAUUGUUAUUGUUGUAAAUUGUUGGGUGAGCAUUGCAGAAUAUUUACAUUUUGUUCUGAAGAUUAAAGUUUGUAAGCCUUCUGGUUGGAUAGUUCUGAAAAAUUGUUAAAUUAUAUUUUAUGAUAUGAAAUACAUGUGCAGCUGAAUGUGCUCUUAAAACUCCCAUUUAAUAAACACCAUGGUUUUCUGAGUACCACA
This is a messenger RNA of Tyto alba (common barn owl), 4024 nucleotides long. RefSeq names its product antagonist of mitotic exit network 1 homolog (gene AMN1). The record is from RefSeq and is a predicted model, not a curated record. Gene Ontology annotation, molecular function: protein binding. Gene Ontology annotation, cellular component: SCF ubiquitin ligase complex. NCBI's taxonomy places the organism in Eukaryota, Metazoa, Chordata, Aves, Strigiformes, Tytonidae. The transcript has 7 exons. Gene Ontology annotation, biological process: SCF-dependent proteasomal ubiquitin-dependent protein catabolic process. The coding region runs from base 96 to 896 and encodes 266 amino acids.